Molecule: messenger RNA, 3122 nt
Organism: Gossypium arboreum
Lineage: Eukaryota; Viridiplantae; Streptophyta; Magnoliopsida; Malvales; Malvaceae
Product: transcription termination factor MTERF5, chloroplastic
Exons: 3
Coding region: 174-1637 (487 amino acids)
Biological process (GO): regulation of DNA-templated transcription
Molecular function (GO): double-stranded DNA binding
Source: RefSeq, a predicted model, not a curated record
AACAACCCACCAAAUGCCCAAGCUCACUCACCCACCAAAAUCCCAAAACCCACCAGCCAUCAUCACUUUCUUCCCCAUUUUCAGUUCACGAUAAUUCAUUUCCCUUCACCCGAAUUUCCCAUCAACAAUUGCUCUUAAAAUUGCUUCAUUCCAACAUUUUUAUUUUAUGUAAAAUGAUAAAAUCUUUAUCCUUCAAUUCUCAUCUACUUGUUAUGCUUGGAAAUUUUGGAUUCCAGAACUCACGGAGAGCAACCAGCCAUGGCUUCCUUUUCUGCCUUAAAGACCAAACAAUAACAAAGAUGAAGAAAGAUGCAAGAUUAAGAGUGGAUUCAGAGUUAGAUGGAUCUUUGAGCUUAAGAGUGGUUCCUCCAACCUUGAUAACAGCAGAAAAAGAAGAAGCCAAGGCUGUUUUAACUUUGUUCUUCAAAAAGCAGGGUCUGAGCAACGCAGUUGCUGCAAGAACCAUCAAUAAAUCAGACCUUUUCAUUGAUCACCUCGUCUCAAGACUUCAUUCUGUUCAUAAAUCUCGGUAUCUCGUAGGAAGAGAGCUCACAACACUUGAGAUCAGGGAUGCUCUUAUUCCUUACCUUGAAUCCCUCCUUGAAGAGCAUGGAAGUAUGUUGGCAGAUGUGGUUGAAAAUUUCCCCCACCCACCAAUUAAAGAUAAACCUAUAACACUGGUAUCUCCUCCUGAUUCAGCCCCUGAUUCCAAGCAGGUAAAAGCUGUCUCUCGUGUUACUGAGACAAGCCCUGCAGGGAUGCUCCGUCCUCAAGUUGUUUACCUCAUGGAGCUUGGCAUGGAUCUCGAAAAGAUUAAGUUAAUCACACGCAGGUUCCCGGCCUUUGCUUACUACAGUCUGGAGGGGAAAAUCAAACCCAUCGUCGAAUUCCUUCUUGAACUUGGUGUACCCAAGUCUGAUAUUCCCAUCAUUCUAGGUAAGAGGCCUCAACUGUGUGGAAUUAGUCUCUCCGAAAAUCUUAUACCCACCAUGACUUUCUUAGAAGAUUUGGGUGUUGAUAAGAAACAAUGGGCAAAAGUUAUAUACAGGUUUCCUGCACUUCUCACUUACAGCAGGCAAAAGUUUAAGACUACUGUGGAUUUCCUUUAUGAAAUGGGCCUUUCAUCAGAGAAUGUUGGUAAGGUUUUAACGCGGUGUCCGACCAUAAUUAGUUAUAGUGUUGAGGACAAGCUACGCCCUACAGCUAAGUAUUUCAGGUCAUUGGGUGCUGAUGUUUCUCUUCUUCUAUUACGUUGUCCACAGACUUUUGGUCUUAGCAUCGAGGCAAAUUUGAAGCCUGUAACACAAUUUUUUAUUGAGAGAGGAUACACCUUGGAGGAAAUUGGGACUAUGAUUUCAAGAUAUGGAGCGUUAUAUACUUUUAGCUUGGCAGACAACUUGAUACCAAAAUGGGAUUUCUUUUUAACCAUGGACUAUUCAAAGUCGGAGCUUGUUAAAUUCCCUCAAUAUUUUGGAUACAGCUUGGAGGAGAGAAUUAAACCAAGAAUUGCACUUGUAAAGAAGGCUGGCGUAAGAUUACUGCUGAAUCAGAUUUUAUCGUUGUCAAGUCGGAACUUUGAGAAUGCUUUAAAAAAGAAAAUGAAGCAGCAGCAGCAGCAGCUUACUGACCAAGUUUGACUGAUCCAUACAGAGAGAAGGCAUUUUUUUUUUCUAAGAAUGAGGUGUUUGUUGAUAUCUUAAAAGAGUGAACUUUUCAGAUAUCAAUGGAGAAAGACAGGGUAAGAGGGAAGAAAUGCUUUUAUCGGGCUAUCCAACUUCAGUUGUCUCAGUAUACAGCUACAAUUGCAUAACAUAGCAUCCACAUUGUUAGCCAUGUUCAUGUUUUCUGUGGAUUUCGACUCUCCCGGAUGUAUUACUUGGCUGACUUGUUUGAGUUUGGAGACAAAGGUUACAAGGUUCUCUUCUCUCCAUCUGAUGGGGUUAAUUCUAAAGGCUUGCUGCCUUCUGUCAUUCCUCUCUUCUAUAUGUGGUGAUAUCUAAUGCCCAGAAACAUAGAACGCUUGAUUAUCUUCUUUCAGGGUAGUUUAACAUUUUUGUUGCUUGUAUCUUUCCUACUAAUUCCACCAUAUACCAGGUUUAUUUUUGACAUUUGCAUGUUCUAUCUCUCUGAAUUUUGCGUUGGUAUUAUCUUUGCACAAAUGAGCCCAACUUUAGCUUUAAAAAAAAAAAAUCUUGCAUCAUUGUAACAUUCUGAAUAUUGAUUAUUGGUGAAUAUUAUGUUCUUCCAUCAUUUUUCAUUGUGUUGAGCAUGGAGGAUGGAACUCCUCGUUUUCGAACACUGUCCCUAAUCAGGUCCAAUUGUUUGAUUCAGAGACAUUAAUUAGCGCAUAAACAUGGCAGCCAUCAAGUAGAAAAGAAAAAAGACAAAAAGGCAAAAAACAACGUUCUUCUUACCCUGCAAGGUACUAGGAAGGCUUCUCGAAAUCGUAGUCGCUCAUGGCAGAUAUUUGGUAAUAUUGCAAAUUUUUCUUCCUGUGGAAUGUUACCUGCUUUGCCUUCACUUCCAAUAAUAUAAAACAUAGUUGGCUCUAAUAAGUUGAAAUAUAAUAAAUUUUAUAAUUUACUAAUGUUGAGCAUUUAAUAUAUUUUAUUAAAAUAAUAUUUAAAUUUCUUGAUUGAAUAAAUAAAACACAAUUCAAGCGAUUUUUAAAAAUAUAUAUAUCAACAAUGUUGAUGCUAGUUUUCAAAAUGGUAUGUGAAGUGUCAAUGGUAGUGGUCAGUAUAUUUUGGAAAUUGUUGAUAAUUUUUUAAAUAAAAUUUUUGGAUGGAAAAAUAAUGUUGAUAUUGUGGAAGCAUGAAAAUUUAUCUUUAAAUGUCAAUUCAUUUAAAACAACUUAUCUUGAAGAUUGAAUUAGAUCAGGUCAAGCAAUUGGACCGCUUGAAUUAUAGAGAUUGGAUCAAGACAGAUUUGAAGACAUAUCUUUAAUAGUUCAAAUUAUCUUGGUCAUUAUUAUUAUAUUGUAUUUGCUAGUUUAGUUAUUGUUAAUAAGGGAUUGAAUUGUAAUUGAUCUAACGUGUUGACAAGUCUCGAAACUCUUAUAUAUUUGGGAGACUUGUAUAAGUUUUAUACUAAGUAUUGAGAGUACUGUUCAUUGAGGAACA